This is a messenger RNA of Talpa occidentalis (Iberian mole), 663 nucleotides long. RefSeq names its product mucosal pentraxin-like. The coding region runs from base 1 to 663 and encodes 220 amino acids. The record is from RefSeq and is a predicted model, not a curated record. Lineage: Eukaryota; Metazoa; Chordata; Mammalia; Eulipotyphla; Talpidae. The transcript is spliced from 2 exons. Gene Ontology annotation, molecular function: complement component C1q complex binding. Gene Ontology annotation, biological process: innate immune response.
AUGAAGACGCUUCUUCUGGGCACCCUGCUCCUGGCCUUUCUCUCAGAGGUGGCAUCACUUCCAGGAGACUUGAGAGGGAAAUCACUUAUUUUCCCUCAAGAAUCAACCACGGCCUACGUGUCCCUGAUCCCCAAGGUAAAGAAGUCACUGAGUAACUUCACGCUGUGCAUGAAAGCCUUCACAGACCUCAAGCGCACUUACAGCCUCUUCUCCUACAGCACCAGGUCUCGGGACAACGAGAUUCUCCUCUUUGUUAACGCACCCGGAGUGUACAUGCUGUACAUUGCGAACUCUGCAGUCACGUUCAACGGCCCCCCGGUUGCGUAUGCCCCAAUUCAUGUGUGUGUCAGCUGGGAAUCAGCUUCUGGGAUCGCUGAGCUGUGGGUGAACGGGAAACCCCUGGGGAGGAAGGGUGUGAGAAAGGGGUACAUUUUGGGUGCUGAGGCCAAGAUCUUCCUGGGGCAGGAGCAGGAUUCCUUUGGGGGAGGGUUUGACGCCAAACAAUCCUUUGUUGGGGAGAUAUGGGAGGUGUCCUUGUGGGACAAGAUUUUUUACCUGAAGAACAUGUGUGCCUACUGCCCCAGUGGCAACUUGCUGACCUGGCACAACCUGAUUCAUAGAGAUUAUGGCUACGUGGUGACCAAGCCCAGGGUGUGGGCUUAG